CCUUGCCUUGGGAUGGACUUAGCCAGACUGAAAAGUGAUGAUAUGAGAUACGAAAUUGGCCUUGUGUUCAAAAUAGACGGAGAUGUCCGUUUCCAAACAGUUACUGAGACCGGCGGGACACCGCAAAAGGAUGUCGUAAUAAAGCCCGAUGCUCCAAGCACGUUGCUUUGGGAGAAACAUGCGGACUAUAUAGCUUCAUAUGGAACAAAGAAAGAUGAUUAUGAGUACUGCAUGUCGGAGUAUUUGAGGAUGAGUGGUGUUUACUGGGGGCUGACAGCCAUGGAUCUUAUGGGGCAGCUGCACCGAAUGAACAAAGAGGAAAUUCUGGCAUUCAUCAAAUCAUGUCAGCAUGAAUGUGGUGGAAUAAGUGCCAGCAUAGGUCAUGAUCCUCAUCUUCUGUAUACCCUCAGUGCUGUCCAGAUUCUUAUCUUAUAUGAUAGCCUCCAUGUUGUUGAUGUAAAUAAAAUUGUUGAAUAUAUACAGAACUUGCAAAAAGAAGAUGGAUCAUUUGCUGGAGACAAAUGGGGAGAAAUAGAUACCAGGUUUUCCUUCUGUGCUGCAGCAACUCUUGCACUUCUGGGAAAGCUGGAUGCUAUUGAUGUGGGGAAAGCAGUAGAAUUUGUUUUGUCGUGUAUGAACUUUGAUGGAGGAUUUGGUUGUAGACCAGGUUCUGAAUCACAUGCAGGACAGAUCUAUUGUUGCACAGGAUUUCUGGCUAUAACAGACCAGUUGCAUCAAAUAAAUGUUGACUUGCUGGGUUGGUGGCUCUGCGAACGUCAGUUACCUUCUGGAGGUCUCAACGGACGCCCAGAGAAGUUACCUGAUGUAUGUUAUUCAUGGUGGGUGCUAGCAUCUUUGAAGAUGAUUGGUAGGUUGCAUUGGAUUGACAGAGAGAAACUGCGCUGCUUUAUUUUGGCUUGCCAGGACGAGGAGACUGGAGGAUUUGCUGACAGACCAGGAGAUAUGGUGGAUCCAUUUCACACCUUAUUUGGAAUUGCUGGACUAUCUUUAUUAGGAGAAGAACAAAUUAAGGCCGUGAAUCCUGUCUUCUGUAUGCCAGAAGAUGUCCUUCGAAGAAUAAAUGUACAGCCUGAGCUUGUGAGCUAAGCCUCGUAGAGACAAAACGUUGAUACGCCCAGUUACUUUGGUUUUACUGAUUUAAGUAAUCUCAUCUCUGAAACUGUUAGCAUAUUCUUCUUUGAGGUAUGUUUACAUUAUGAAAGUAAAGCAAUAGCUUUACUGUAGGCUCUGUCACUUUGUAAACUUACCAGAACAGGCUGGCUCUAAUAAUCUGAGUGUAACAUGUUCUUUGGUUGUAUAUAAGAGAUGUAGAAACAUUUCUAGUCUCUAUCUAAAUACAUG
Leptosomus discolor (cuckoo roller) is the source of this 1362-nucleotide messenger RNA. The record is from RefSeq and is a predicted model, not a curated record. NCBI's taxonomy places the organism in Eukaryota, Metazoa, Chordata, Aves, Leptosomiformes, Leptosomidae.